UGAUCGAGAGGGAUAGUAGUACAGUCGAGAUAUCGACUCUCGACUUAACCUCGUUGGAGCAUCCGCUAGGUGCGUGUAAGUCGUAAUUGUUCCGCGAACGUGCGAGCAAUUGGGAGGGAGGAGAUCGAGUGAACUGACAGGUGUUUCGAUAUCGUGCGGAGAGAUAUUACAAUUCGGCGCGAGAAUUUCGCGGGUGCGCGUUGUACGUAUGUAUGUUUCAACCACUUUAAUCAAGUACGCGCAGGCGCCACGUUCUAUCGUGAUAUCCUUCGCUUUCCCUCCUCUCGUCCAUAAUUCUACACGUAACCGCGCGCCGCCAUAGUUAAUAUUUCAGCCGAUAUAUAAAGAAUAUUAAUAGAACGCGUACGUGUGUGCGGCGCGCGUUUCCGAGCGUCGUUUCGAUCGAGAAAGAGAGGCUAUCGGGAUCGAGGAUGCAUUGGUGAUGUUGAACAUCUCGGAGGCGCAGUGUGUCAAUUCGCGCCAGCGUGACUCUGUCGGACUUUCCGAACGAGCAGCGCUCGAAGAGUCAAAACGCGUGGCCAGCGUGUGUAGUAGUAGCAGUAGUAGUAGUGGUAGUAGUGGUGGUGGUGGUGGUGUCGGGGCGGUUAUGUACCGUUAGCUCGAAUUCGUUCCCGUUGGCCGGUUCUCUCGAGAUCCACGCUCGCAUCCUACCUACCGACCGAGGAGAAGACCGAGCUAUAUUCGAUCGUGGUGUCUCGGCUGUCGUAAACCCGGAAACGCGAAGUGUGCGCGUCUUCGAGAGUCUUUGGCGCGCAGAAAAGAGAGAAAGGAGGAGAGAGAGAGAGAGAGAGAGAGAUAGAGAUAGAGAUAGAGAAAGAUAGACGGACGGACGGACAGACGGAGAAAGAGCGGCAGUGCGAGUCGAGCGCGAAUUUAUCGUGAAGUCACUCUCUCGAGCUUCCGUUAGAGACGUGCGCGCGCGCGCGCGCGCGCGUGUGUGUUGUGUGUGUGCGUAUCCCGUUCUCGUCACAUACGGGUUUCUCCACGCGUACGUAUGACGUGUGCAGACCGAUAGCCGCGACGAUACGUCGGUUAGCGUCGUGCACGUAGAAAUGAGAAAGUCGUUGCCGCCGCGCUGAGGAUCGGGGCACGAUCGACGACGCAGGCGAGCCAGCCAGACGGACGAUUCCCGUACUAAGCGGAGUUACACGAAGGCGGCGACAGUAACAGCGGUACGUUGGAGCCGAGCGCGCACUGGAGAGCUGCUUUCUCGUCUCUUUGCCCGCUUGUCUACCGCCUGUACUUACGAGUGUAAUUCUGAAAAAUGAAUUUCACACCAUUCCCCGGAUUCACCGGUUCGCUGCCGACCGGUACUGUUCAUCAAUUUGCUACAGCGAAAUUCGCGCAGAAUCUUACUACUGGUGGACAAGUGGUUGGAGUUCUGUCAGGUGGUGAAGGUGGUGUUCAUUACCUAAGGCCAGUUGAUCCAAAUGGCUUUGCCGUGGCUCAGGGCGGUAACAGUCAGCAACAGCAGAUUAUUACUUUGCCUAUUACUGUACCGGGAAAAGAUGGCACGCAGCAACAACAGACUGUCCAGAUACAAGUGGUCAAUCCUAACGUACCUCAAAGCGGAAAUAGUGGCGAUCAACCGAAAUAUCAUUUGGCGCCAAUAUCGUUGGGUCAGUUUCCGCAGGGGGCAGCUACCGUUCUCACUGUUGCCUACAGUCAGCAAGGCGCGGAUGGAGUACAAAUACAAGUACAACCGCAAAAUACUGUGGCGACUACGCAAACAUCCGAUCAAACGACACAAAGUACAUCUACCGCUGUGACCACUACAUCUCAGCAGACCAUCCAACAAACGGUACAGCUUCCGGGAGCGCCCGAAGGUCUGACUGUAGUUGCUCAGAUUCCUCAAGAUUUGAUCCUGCGAGAAAGCAUAGAAGAAUCUAAGGAGGACGUGAAAGAGGGUACGACACCCGUGGCCCUUAUUAAGCGGGGCAGUGUCAAGAAUCAAGGUAAUCAGAGCGGGGAAGAGUUUAUUACUUCUAUGCCCGCUAGUUGGCAAAGUCUCGCCACUCCAGGAUCUACGGUCGCAGAUUAUCUCUCCAGACUACCUACCAGUACUCUGCCUCUUAGUUUGCAACAUUUUCUCAAGUUUUCGGCGGAGACUAUAAAAAGAGAAGCUACCAUCGAGUCUAGUCCGCUCGGGGCGGAUGGUCUUGAUGCUUCCGGAAGCACAGCCUCGGGGGAGCAAGCGGUGCAGAUUACAGUUGCAGGAGGAGAAACGGCGAUCAUUCCCGACGUUGUCGAAGAACAGGAGCCGGGGGCAAAGCCAAAGCGAAAAAAGAAAUACAAAAAGAAACCUCCGAAACCGAAGAAACCAAAACCAGGGCAAGUGAGUAUAGUUACUGCUCUCGAUGGUACGACACUGUUUUGCUGCCCUCAAUGUAAUAUGGCGUAUCCGGAGAAGGAAAGUUUGGAACAGCAUCUGAUUGGACACAAAAUAGAGAGGAGGUUCAUAUGCGACAUUUGCGGCGCUGGUCUUAAACGAAAGGAACAUUUGGAGCGGCACAAAUUGGGCCAUAAUCCUGAUAGACCCUUCAUAUGUUCUGUUUGCAUGAAGGGGUUUAAACGAAAAGAACACUUAAAUCUUCAUUUUGUUAUACAUUCUGGGCAAAAGACCGAAGUCUGUACCGAAUGCGGCAAAGCGUUCUAUCGGAAGGAUCAUCUUAGAAAGCACGCGAGAUCUCACCUCGCUAAGCGUGCCAAGGAGGAUCCAUUGAACACGAGCGACGCGGCGCAAAAUCAACAACAGGCGGACCAACAGCAGCAGCAAGUGGAACAAAUGCAACAACAGUCUUCGGUGCCUGAAUUGCAGCAAAUCCAGAUACAAGUAGGACAAGGCUCUCAAGCGCAGAUUCAUCAGAUUUCCGUUAGCGAGCAGUCUACGGUAGUUUUACCUACAGCUGCCGAGACUGGAGCUAUGACUAUGCUGCAUCAUCAACAGCAGCAGCAACAGCAGCAACAGACGCAACAGCAACAGCAUUAGCAACAGCCUACCGCCCCGAAUCAACUUGGGCGGUACUUUCGUUUCAAUCAUCAGCACGCUAGAGGUCGUGCACGACAUAGCGUACUCGCUGAUUCUGCAAUGAAUUUCCCGCCGUUCGGAGGUCAUUUCCCUAGUACUAUACCGAGUAUCCAUCAAUUCGCGACCGAUAGCUCCAGCGGUGCGAGCGCGCGUUACGCCAAUCAUUUUCCCAACCAGCCUCCGAUCGGAGUGCCGGUUAUGGGAAAGUACCGUCCCGAGAACAACGGCGUACAAUCCGCUCAGUCGCAAGUGAUGAUGAACAAUAAAACCAGCUAUCCCAACAGUAAUGUUCACCAUUAUCCAAAUGUGCCGUACUCUCAAGCCCAAUCGGUUCAACAACGGCCGGCCAAUUCGCCUGGAAUGCAAGAGAAACGCUCGUAUCAUCAGCAGUCCACGGAAACUAUAAAUCAGCAAGAUGUUUGCAAUCUCCUUCAAGACAAGGAUAAGAAUAAAGAGAAAAAAACUGAGGAACAGCGCAAUGGAGAGACUGCUACAAAUGGUACUCAACAGGAUUACACGAUGCACCAACAUCAUCAACAACAUGCUCAUACUCAGACUCCAGCCACUAUGCCUGCUACGUGGCAGUCGCUCGCUACUCCCGGAUCCACUGUAGCUGAUUAUCUCAGUCAUUUACCGGCUAGUACUUUACCAUUGAGUUUACAUCAUUUUCUUAAAUAUUCUGCCGAAAGUAUCAAAAAGGAGUCGGAGAUGGCACAAACUACUUCGGUGGCUGUGGCGACUACAACGACACCUAACAUAAUGAUGUCGCCGAAUAAUAAAAAGAAGAAAAAGAAGAAGACGCCAAAGGAAAAGAAGCCACGUCCAAAGCCUGGCGAAAUUCGUCUAACGACAGCAUUAGACGGCUCGACGUUGUAUUGUUGUCCAGAAUGCCAUAUGGCAUAUCCGGAACGAGAAUUGUUGGAGCAGCAUCUUUUAGGUCACACCUUGGAAAGAAGAUUUGUCUGUGACAUAUGCGGCGCUGGCUUGAAACGAAAAGAUCAUCUUACGCGUCAUAAACAAAGCCACAAUCCCGAGCGACCUUACGUUUGCACUGUUUGUUUGAAGGCUUUUAAGAGAAAGGAACAACUGACAUUACAUUUUGUAAUACAUUCUGGGGAGAAACGACACGUGUGUACCGAAUGUGGCAAAGGAUUUUAUCGGAAGGAUCAUCUACGCAAACAUACCAGAAGCCACAUCGCGAGAAGAGUGAAAGCUGAACUAAGUCAAAAUGCUAGUACGCAACAGAAUCAACAACAAAAUAACGUUUCGAAUAUGCAAACGACAACCGUUUCAGCAUCAUCUGUUCUUCCGGGCGGGCAUCCAGGCUCUCUCCUGUCCUGAGCCCCGCCACCAGGGAACUUUCAGGUUCCCCAUCCAAACAAUAUUCUUCAUACACAUACUUCGCAUCAUUCGCUACAUCAUCAUCAUCUAACGGCGGUUAAUGUGGCGCAUCAGUCGAGUAUCACGCCACUUGCUACAUCCGGUCAUUAUCAGUCGCACGAACUUAGCUUUUUGGGACACGUUAAAGAUUUCUGAGACGAGGAGAGGACCUCGAUAAAGAGGUAACACCAAGACGCUAACCGAUCGUCACUGUCUCAUCGUCGACGUGAGUAGUUCUGACUGACCCAUGAUUUGAAUCUAGUGAGUUUUAUAUAAACAUAUAUUCGUAUUAUGUGCUUAAAAGCUUCCAUGUCUCAUCUUUUUGAUGCAACAGAGAUAUAUGAUCAUUCCUUUUUCCAUUUUUACUUCUUUGGCUUGGCGACACAUUUGCUCUGUCAUUUUAAGAUGAUUUAUAAUUUGUUGAUUGACCCCAAUAUUAUUCUCACUAGAAUUACACAUCAAUCAAUGCGGUAACUUCUCUUGCCAAGUAUACACGGCGUACAAUUAUUAAUUUAGUUUUUCACUCCAUUGUGUGUAAUUGGACACUAUAUAUG
Molecule: messenger RNA, 4983 nt
Organism: Formica exsecta
Lineage: Eukaryota; Metazoa; Arthropoda; Insecta; Hymenoptera; Formicidae
Product: zinc finger protein 236-like
Exons: 6
Biological process (GO): regulation of transcription by RNA polymerase II
Cellular component (GO): nucleus
Molecular function (GO): RNA polymerase II cis-regulatory region sequence-specific DNA binding; DNA-binding transcription factor activity, RNA polymerase II-specific
Source: RefSeq, a predicted model, not a curated record